CAAUGAGUCAAUUUACUUAAAUUUCAUAGUAGAUUACAAUUGAUCUCAAGAAAAUGUCAUAAAAUCAAUGUAGUAGAACAUGAAGGCAUCAUUUCACGGUUUUUAAAUUGAAGAUGUACUAUGUAACAAUGUAGCACAACGAAGGAUAGGAGAUCAAUUGAAAAUAUUUAAAUGGUAAAAAAUUCAAACUGUGACUUUUGAUUAAACAGAUUCUGAACACGGUACAGUAAGUACAUUCUGGCAGCCGUAUAAUUCAUGAUGUUUUUAUUAACACGUGUCAUCUGUUUUGAUUUGUGUAUAGGACUAACGAAAUUCCGUAAAACUCGUAAAACAAGAAAAUGAAUGAAUUUGUGUAAGAUUUAGCCUGAUAUAGUGGUGAGCGUAUGUUGGGGAAUAAUUAUGCACUACAGAUAGUACAAUGAACAUUUGUCGACGUUCAAAACUCAAAAGAAAAGCGGGUGUUGCCCUUUUCAUAUAUAUGAUGGCAUUCGGCUAUAUUUAUAUGUAUUUUAUGCAGUAUAUUGCAGUGGAAGAAAACAUUUCGUUGUCAGAGGUGUCACGUGAUGAAGGCAAGCCAAUUGAUUUGUAUAUCCGAAAGACUACGGAUAUAUUAAAUAUUCAAAAAGAAAUGCAAAUAAAAUUGGAACCAAUGACGGAAAAAAAUAAGUUAGAAAAUGUAAAAGUGACACAAAAGCAGCUGGUAAAGAAAAAUGAUAAUAAAAAGCCAAUAAAAGUAAACAAAGUGGCAGGAGGUAUUGCCUUGAAGAAAUCCUACGACAGGGAAUUUAAGUACCCUAUUGACAUUAAUCUGAAACAACUAGUCCAAAAAUUGGAAUCCGGUGACAAAUCUUCUGUUCAACCAAUCAACGAACAUAAUUAUCAUUUGCUUUAUACUCCUACCAAUUCAUGUGUAUUCGAACCAGAUAAUUCGACACGUUCUAAAAUUGUAAUUCUAGUCAAAUCAUCGGUGAAAAACUUUGAAAGGAGGAAUGUGAUACGGAGUACAUGGGGAAAAUAUCUAGAGAAAAAUAUGCGUUUAGUCUUUCUUUUAGGACUUCCAUCAAACGGAAACUUAGCAAUUAGAAAGGAGAGUACAUUAUAUGGGGAUAUAGUCCAAGAAAAUUUUAUAGAUAAUUAUUGGAAUAAUACGGUAAAAAUGAUGAUGGCUUAUAGAUGGGCCGUAUCGUUCUGUGAUACAUCCAAUUAUCUUUUCUUUGUUGAUGAUGAUUAUUUUGUAAACAUUGACAAUCUCCAAUCAUAUAUCAAUAAAGUAAAGAAUAACAAAAUGUUGUUUAGUGGAACGUUUCUCGGGCGAUCUGUGCCCUACAGAGUAAAUGGAUCAAAAUGGUACAUAUCGUGGGAAGACUAUCCUUUUGAUAGAUGGCCGCCAUAUUUAGCAGGUGGCGCUUAUUUUGUAUCACUUCCGUUAGCCCGGAAAUUCAAUUUAGCAUUUCCGUUUGUCAAAACAAUGCAUAUAGACGACGCUUAUUUAGGCAUUGUUGCGAAAAAGCUUGAUGUAAGACCAUUGCAAAAUAAAGAUAUCGGAUAUCGUAAAGUGGGAGUACAAUCACUUAGAAGGUACAUCGCUUGUCAUGGGUAUGAUAAAAAAGAGGAUGUGGAAAAGGCAUUGACUUACAUGAGACAGUUUAAAGUGAAUAUUAAACCACCAAAGAUUGUGCAACAGAUCAAAGUACCUCAAAGAAUUGUUAAAGUAUAACCAUUUUCAUUAACGAACUUGUGCAACGGAACUUCACUGCCAUUACCGAAGUUGUUCAGGUGCCAAAUCAUUUUUCGUCUGUGAUGCCCAAUCAUGUUGUUUAUUUUUCGUAACUAUGCACUCUAGAAUCAGGGGAUUAUGUUAUAUAUGGCAUCCAUAUGCAUUCAUUCAUUUUUCUUAUUUGAAAAAAAUGAUUGAUUUAGUAGAUACCUUAAAGUAUUGUUAGGGCAGUUUUUUUUAUACAGAUAUGUACCUCCAAAGUACUAUACAUUUGUAUCCUUUUAGAUGAUUUAAUUUCGUCUGGGUAAUACCAAAAUUUUAAAUGAUGGUGGCCAGUUGGGACAUCAUGUAUUGAAAACAGCUGCAUAAUUAAUUCAAUUAUUUGGCCAGUAACAUUUGAAUUUGGCCCAUGCAUUUUUAACACUAGUGACCUAAUAGUAAUUGACUACUUGUUUCAAACUGCUGUUUUGAGGCCUGCGUGAUAGCUCUUCUGUUCAUGAAUAAACAUUGAAAUAGCACACAAAAUUAUGUUUGUAGUGAUUAGGAAAUGAAACUCAAAAAGCCACAUUUUUAGGAUAAGAAGUCGAAGACUAGCAUACAUGUGUUAGUAUAAAGUUUUAUUUUCUUUCUUGCAAUUUUUACAAAUACUGCACCAUGUUAAAAGGGAGAUAAGUCAUUCGUCACAACUCGGCAGAUUCCCGAGGAUUGCCGAUUGGGAGAUAUGUCAUUCGUCACAACUCGGCAGAUUCCCGAGGAUUGCCGAUUGGGAGAUAUGUCAUUCGUCACAACUCGGCAGAUUCCCGAGGAUUGCCGAUUGGGAGAUAUGUAUUAAUUGAUCAAGACUUUAGUGAUAGGAAUACGAAUAAACGAUGUAAAACAUGUAAAUAGCGUAAUAUCUGAUUUGAUUUUACAUUGUGAAGGUUUUUUUUAUUUGUUAAACAUCAUGCAAUAUACUGGUUCACAUAUCAGAUUUCUGUUCUAUUUUUUCUUGUUAAUCUAGGUGUUCAAAUAAUUAAAAAAAAAUUUUUUUUUAUAUUAACAACAGUAAGAUCCCAGGACACCGAAUGUAUCUUAUUACAUUCAUUUAAGAAAAGACAAAUUAAGAAAUAAUUCCUUCGUGUCAUGCUCUAUGCUCAUUUUAACAUGGGUAGGCAUUAUAUUUGUCGAUAUUUUACACUGAGAGUUAGCGAGGUGUAAAAUGUGGUCAAAUAUAAUGCCUAACCAUGUUAAAAUGAGCAUAGAGCAUGACACGAAGGAAUUAUUUCGAUUCUAAUAGGACAAAUACAGUAUUUUUAUAGGUCGAAUCGUACGAAAAUACCGUAAAAAUGUUUCGCUUUUCCCGUUUCCUCCCCGAGGAGUUUGUGCAUUACAUUUCAUAUUUUAUAAGUUUAAAAACUAUGAGCUGGGUAAAAAUCUGUUGUUUUAUAAAAUUAUAUAAUAAAAAAUUAUGCUAGCUGCUUAAAUAUAUACAUUUUAAAGGGUAGCGAUGGAAAUAACGUUAAUAUACACAGUAAGUUCGUGCGCAUAUGUGUCAAACAUAUUUUUUAUGCUCAUUAGAACACGGCUUUGUUUACAAAGCGUAAUAAGGACGUCAUAUUAGAAUUAUAAAGUGAUCUUUAAGCUCAAGUUUGGUUUUUUUUUGCUGUCACUGAAAAUGAGGACUUAAUUCAAAAUUUAUUAUAAAGUUACAACAUCUAUCAUGUAUUAUGACUAUCUUGGGAUACUCAGGAAAAGAUUCAAGAAAGUGAAAUAACGGUACAAUAUGUAUUUUGUAAUACAUCGCCUUUUCAUUUGAAUCUAUUGUUUUCAAAGAUUUUUUUAAUUCUUAUAAUUUCUGAUUUACACUUUUUUUGGUGUCAUGCAUGACAUUGGGUAAAUUAUAUGGAAAUUAGUUGUCUAGGUAGAACAAGUUAAAGACUUAGAGAACAUGUUAUCACGACACAGCAAUCCUUUGUUACAAUUUAGCUAAAUCGUUCUCCACACUACUUGGCAAUUCGUUUUGAGGAGUGAUACAGUAAUUAUAACGAUUUUUUAUAACGAAAUAGCUCAGACAUAUAAACAGUAACUGCAUGUAACUGAGCCGUAACGACUUAGAAUUAAACCACACCCUUUAACUGACUGACGUACGAAAAAUUGGUAUUUGUCAAGUCCAAUUAUAUUAUGUACGUCUUUUUAUACAAUGUUAUUUCCGGAUAUCUGUCAUUUCUCGAAUUUUUGAAGACGCUAUGAAUUUAAAAUUUCAAAUAACACAGACUCCUAAAGAAUAUAAGCAUUACAAAAAAUUAAAAAAUAAUAAACAAUCGCUCAUAUUAUUUUUUUUGUUAAAUGUUACGGGUUUUUUAUUCCUUCAGUUAUAUUUUUUGAUUUGUUGUUUAAUUUUAUGUUUGCUCAAUUAUCUUAAAUAAAAUUAUAUAUUUAA
Molecule: messenger RNA, 4136 nt
Organism: Mytilus trossulus (common blue mussel)
Lineage: Eukaryota; Metazoa; Mollusca; Bivalvia; Mytilida; Mytilidae
Product: beta-1,3-galactosyltransferase brn-like
Exons: 2
Coding region: 419-1717 (432 amino acids)
Cellular component (GO): Golgi membrane
Molecular function (GO): hexosyltransferase activity; UDP-glycosyltransferase activity
Source: RefSeq, a predicted model, not a curated record